AUGGCUAGUGCAAAUGUCCUGCUAGGACUCGCUCCAAGUAUCCCGGCAGUACUUGGAUCCAACGUUGAUGAAACCUCCCUGCUCGCAGUUGUAGGAAAACGUCCAAUCCUUGCAAUCACUCUGGCAGCUGGCUCCCCCGCUGUCGUUCCAAUGCGACCGCUGGAGUACCGCGACCCACUUGAAAUUCUCAAGGUUCGUAGUGAUGAGCUGCCACCCAAGAUUUACUCAUAUCACCUCGAGGCAUUGAUCUCUAUCAUUGAAUAUGUUCUCGUGCUGGCAGCUGUCGCAAAUAUUGCAGAGCUCAGCCUUGAGCUUGGAUUCAAUACAACACUAUCAUUCGCGCCAGGCUACCCUUAUUUCAUAAAUGCUUGGUCCUUCUUCGGUCCCGUUGCCCAUUCAUGGGCCGCACUUGGUUUGCAUCUGCGAAAGCGUGGAGAGGAUGAUAUCGGCAGUGGCAAGCCCUGGUGGGCUUUCUCUCUCAAAUCUGCGGGAUAG
Messenger RNA from Penicillium odoratum, 495 nucleotides. RefSeq lists its product as uncharacterized. Lineage: Eukaryota; Fungi; Ascomycota; Eurotiomycetes; Eurotiales; Aspergillaceae. The record is from RefSeq and is a predicted model, not a curated record. The transcript has a single exon. The coding region runs from base 1 to 495 and encodes 164 amino acids.